AUAAAUACAACCUCGAACAGCGCAUUAUAGUCUGUUACUAGGAUUGUUACUAGGUUUUUAAGUUUUUAGAUCAUUUACUAUUUGAAAAGAAAUAAAGUAAAGUAAAUAAAUGUUUUACUAAUUUACUAAUUUACUUUAUUGGUUCAUAGUAGUUAAUUAUGGCUGUUGCAACUUCUUCAGUUGGUGGGGUUGUUGCUGGAAGCAACCCUUUAGUAUAUUCUGCUGGUGCUCCAUAUACUAUCUUUUUAUUUCAAGUUAUAUUUGUUAUUUUACUUUGUCAUAUUGUUCAUGUUCCAUUGAAGAGAUUACAACAACCUCGAGUAAUUGCUGAAGUAAUUACUGGAGUUUUAUUAGGUCCAUCAGUUAUGGGUCAUAUCCCAAAUUUUACAAAGAAUUGUUUCCCACCUGAUUCACUUCCUGGAAUUGUUUUAUUUGCAAAUAUUGGAAUUAUUCUUUUCUUAUUUAUAAUUGGUUUAGAAGUUGAUAUUACAUUUAUUAGAAAAAAUCUUAAAGUAGCAUUAACUGUUGGAUUAAUUAAUAUGGCAGUACCUUUUGCUUUAGGUUGUGGAAUUGCUAAGGGAAUUUAUGAUACUUAUGUUGAACAUACUGAUCAAGAACGCCCAAUUAAAUUUACUACUUAUAUGGUUUUCAUUGCUGUUGCUAUGUGUAUUACGGCUCUUCCUGUAUUAGCUCGUAUUUUAACUGAACUUAAUUUAAUUGGUGAUAGAGUUGGUACUAUUGUUUUAGCUGCUGGUAUUACUAAUGAUUUAACUGGUUGGAUCUUAUUAGCUUUAGUAGUUAUUUUAGCAAAUGCUUCUAAUGGGGUAAAUGCUGUCUAUAUUUUAUUAUUAACUUUAGCUUGGUUCUUAUUAUUAUGUUAUCCAAUUAGAUUGACUUUAAAAUUCAUCUUAAGAAAAUUCACAAAUGAUUUAUCUACUGGUGAACCAUCUCAAUUCCUGAUGAUGCUUAUUUUAGUAUUGGUAUUUAUUUCUGCUUUUUAUACUGAUGUUAUUGGGGUACAUCCAAUUUUUGGGGCAUUUAUGGCAGGUGUAAUUAUUCCAAGAGAUAAUGGAUAUGUUAUUCGUAUAACUGAAAAAUUAGAAGAUUUAGUCCAUAUUGUUUUAAUUCCUCUUUAUUUUGCUAAUGCAGGUUUAAAUGUUAAUUUAGGUUUAUUAAAUCGUGGUAUUGAUUGGGCUUAUACUAUUGGAAUUAUUUUACUUGCCAUGGUAGGAAAAAUAUUUGGAGGUUUUGUUGCUGCAAAGUUUAAUAAAUUAUUAUGGAGAGAAUCAUUAGCUGUUGGUGCUUUAAUGUCUUGUAAAGGUAUUGUUGAAAUUGUUGUUUUAACAACUGGUUUAAAUGCUGGUAUUAUUUCUCAAAAAGUAUUCUCAAUGUUUAUUGUUAUGGCUCUUGUUACAACUUUUGCAACAACUCCAAUGACAUUAUGGAUUUAUCCAAUUUCUUAUCGUGAAAAGAGAGAUAGAUUUAUUAAGGGAGAAAUCAAUUGGGAUGGUACACCUGUUGAUAAUAAAACUGAUCAAUCUAGUUUACUUAAUGAUCAACAAGCAAAUUCUUUAUCUCAAUAUACUAUUAAAGGAUUAGCUGAUUAUAAGAUUAAUCAAUUUGUUUUAUUAUUAAAAAGAAUUGAUACUUUAUCAUAUCUUAUGACUUUUACUAAGAAUUUUAAUGAUUCUGAUAUUAAAGCUAUUCAUUUAAGAGAAUUUACUUCAAGAACAUCACAUUUAUUAGAAGCAUCAACUGGACAAUAUGAUGAAAAUAGUGAAAAAGUUAUUAAUGAUAAUGAAUAUACUAACUCAUUUUCUAUCUUAUCUAUUAUUAAAGCAUUUAGUGAAAUGUCAGGAAUUAAUUGUUCUGCUAGAUCUAUAUUAUCAACAUUUAAAAAUCAUGUUUUAACAAUUAAUGAACAAAUUUCUGAAAAGUCUGAUUUCUUAAUUACUAGUAUUAAAUUAAAUCAAUUAACAAGAGAAAGUAUUGAUUAUUCCUUAUACAAGAAAUUAUUUCAAGAAUGUAAAUCACACUUUGGUUUAUUAUUAAUUAAUGAUCUUUCUGUUGGACAUGUCAAUAAUAAUUUGAAUUAUUAUGAUGAUGAAACUAAAGCAAGUAUUAUUGAUACUGGAGAUCAAUUAACAGGAAAAUUUAGUAGUUUAAAAGUUAUUAAUUUAAUUUUAAGACAUGAUAAUUUAUUGAGUUCAAGUGAUUUAUUAUCAUUACAUUUAAUUUUUAAAUUAUUAAGUAAUGAUUCAAACCUUUCAAUUAUUAAUGUUUAUAUCCAACAAGCUUCAGGUUCAAAAUCAAAGGCUAAUCAAUUUGAACAAGAAAUUACUAAUUUAUUUAAAUCUAAAAAGGAUGAUAUUAUUGUUAAUAUUUCUUAUAUUAAAGAAAUUCGUAAUAUUAAGGAAGAUAUUAAGAGAUUCCAUGGAGGAAGUUCAUCUAAUGAAUUAUUUGUUAUCUCAAAUAAUGGUUCAAAUUCUACUUAUAAUGAAAUUGCAGUUGGUUCAUCAUCUACAUCAAUUGUUACUGAAGCAAUGUUUGAUUAUGAUGUCGAUCAACUCUUUAAUUUAAGUACAGCUGAAGGGUUUCAUGUUUUGGUUGUCCAAGCUGCUAUUAAUUAAUCUAUAUAGUUAAGUUAUUAUUGUUUUAAAUAAAUGAAGAACAGGU
Scheffersomyces amazonensis is the source of this 2676-nucleotide messenger RNA. RefSeq names its product K(+)/H(+) antiporter. Gene Ontology annotation, cellular component: membrane. Gene Ontology annotation, biological process: proton transmembrane transport. The transcript has a single exon. The record is from RefSeq and is a predicted model, not a curated record. Gene Ontology annotation, molecular function: antiporter activity. The coding region runs from base 159 to 2630 and encodes 823 amino acids. NCBI's taxonomy places the organism in Eukaryota, Fungi, Ascomycota, Pichiomycetes, Serinales, Debaryomycetaceae.